UCCCAUACCAAUACCAACAGCAUCCGAAGACAAGAUCGAUACCAGGACACCGCAACAGCAGACAUACAGUACAGUGCCUUUACAAUUCCAGGCCCUAUGUUUUCUGUCCUGUCCUUUUUAGCUCCUCCAUCAAAUAGACAAGAUGGCGUCGGACUCGGCCGAGUCGGACUGGCGGUCUUCUCUCACGGCAUCUGAGCGCUUUGAGAACAUCCAGAGGAUAAAGGCGGCCUUGGAGUCUUCUGCGACAGAUGACCCCUCCACUACGGCCCAGUCAGAAGCCUUCAGCAUGGAGACCCAGGCUUAUAAAGAAUGUACGAGCCGGGAACAAUAUGAUCAAGUCUGCCUUGUCGCAGGCCGCGGGACAUCAGCACCGACAGAGCGCGAUGCUGUCAAUUCAAACGACCACAGUGAUAUUGGCGUCGCCAUCGGCCCCUAUUCAAGCUGCCUGCCGGUAUCUAGUGGAGUCACUUCGGAGGUCUUCCGAUGCAAGAACCGCGCCCUCAAGGUCAUCGUCGAGACACGCAACAUUGAGCCGCACAACCCCCACCGCGAAGCCAAGAUUCUCGCCUCUUUACGCCGUCCCUGCAUCCCGCUUCUCGAGACCUUCCGCGACCAGCACCAGAGAUUCGUCCUGACUUUUCCUUUCAUGCCACUGACCCUCGCCGACCUCCUCUCCAAAGGUGCCGUCCCUCUUCCCCGCCUGCGGGCGAUAUUCCGAGACGUAUUCACCGCCCUGCGGGACAUUCACGCCCGGGGGAUCAUCCACCGGGACGUUAAACCAGAGGCCGUGUUGCUCGAGAGCCCGGAUGGGCCUGCCUACUUGUCCGACUUUGGUACGGCCUGGCAUCCUUCCAUGUCGAUCGCCUCGGAACCAUCCUACGGCAAGGUUCUCGAUAUCGGGACCGGGCCCUAUCGUGCCCCCGAAUGUCUCUUCGGCAACAAAUCGUACGGCACUGCUGUGGAUAUGUGGGCGGUAGGAACGGUGCUCGCUGAGUGCUGUCGUAAUCCGCCCCGGCCCCUCUUCGAGUCGAGGGCGGCACACGAGGAUGGCAAUCAGCUUGGCUUGAUUCUCAGCAUCUUCAAGACCCUCGGCACGCCCACCAUGGAAACGUGGCCCGAAGCUGCGCACUUCAAGACCCCACCUUUCGAGAUGUAUAGGAUGAUGGACGGUCAUCCGUGGGAUCAGAUCUUGCCUGAGGCUGACCCGGCGUUCCGAGAUCUCAUUUCACGGCUGGUGCGUUAUGACAGUCGAAGGGCAACGGCCGACGAGGCCCUGAACCAUGAAUGUCUGUCUACCGACAAGGGAUAACAAAUGGAUGUUCUCGAUGCACGAAGUUCCAUGUCCUGUCAGCCUGUGGAUCCGUCUGCUGGUCGGCGUGAGACCCAACCCAGGCUCAAAACUUUUCCUCCUUAGUUCGGACCUCACCUAGGUA
Messenger RNA from Sodiomyces alkalinus F11, 1433 nucleotides. Its product is annotated as serine/threonine-protein kinase csk1. Gene Ontology annotation, molecular function: ATP binding; cyclin-dependent protein serine/threonine kinase activity. Gene Ontology annotation, cellular component: nucleus; cytoplasm. The record is from RefSeq and is a predicted model, not a curated record. Gene Ontology annotation, biological process: protein phosphorylation. Bases 143 to 1309 code for a protein of 388 amino acids. The transcript has 4 exons. Lineage: Eukaryota; Fungi; Ascomycota; Sordariomycetes; Glomerellales; Plectosphaerellaceae.